Messenger RNA from Hermetia illucens (black soldier fly), 1388 nucleotides. It is a transcript of the gene Ets96B, whose product is annotated as ETV5-related protein Ets96B. Gene Ontology annotation, molecular function: DNA-binding transcription factor activity, RNA polymerase II-specific; sequence-specific DNA binding. Gene Ontology annotation, biological process: regulation of transcription by RNA polymerase II; cell differentiation. The record is from RefSeq and is a predicted model, not a curated record. The coding region runs from base 165 to 1388 and encodes 407 amino acids. Gene Ontology annotation, cellular component: nucleus. The transcript has 7 exons. NCBI's taxonomy places the organism in Eukaryota, Metazoa, Arthropoda, Insecta, Diptera, Stratiomyidae.
GUUGUGAAUUGUAAUAAUAAAUUGGUCCUAGGCAAAAGAUGAGUCGUUGAUGGUGUGUUCUGAAAAAGUGUAGUUUUGUGAGUGAUAGCUAAAACUGGACGGUAUUUGAAGGGAAUCCGUUUUGAAAGUGUUGAAACCAGUUGAAUGAGGCCGCAAAACUUGAAAUGGAUGGAAUUAAAAACUACCCCAGUUUGUCUAAUGUGCAAAGAUCUCAGGACCAAUCUCCACACCAAAGCUUUCAUCAGACAGUCCCAAAUGGAAACCACCUGCUGUCCACCGACACAUUCGAGCCUCUCUCCUUGAAUAAGAAAACAGGAUCUCCGGUCAUUCACGAGCCGACAGCACAUGCACCCACUCAGCCACCGCCUUCGUCAAUAGAAUCAAUAGACACACAUCAUAGAGAAACGUGGUACCAUCAGUGUGAGGAACCCAACUUAUUUUUGUACAGUCCACAUCCUUCCAAGUUAUUAGAUUCGCAAGAAGAUUACUCAGGAUCGAAGUAUCAUGUCAAAGGAAUUCGUAAUGACAGAACAUCUUUUUUCGACAUACCUGCUGCGACGCACCCUUAUUGCUAUCGAAUAUCAUCACCGCAUGGUCUGUUAAAAAAGGAACCUGCCGAAGGAAGCAGCUGUCUACACUCGAAUCGAGACUAUUCCGGAGCGUCCACAUCCCUCCAUGUGAGUCAAUCCUAUCAUCAUCGUGUGCAAUAUCCUGACUCGACGACCAACCACCACCCACAUCACAUUGCAGCGUCUUCGCCCACGAGUUCGUCGCCGCAGCCCCCGGCAUAUUCCUACCCGCCCUGCUAUUCGUUUCGUUCCUUAGACUCUUCCAUAGUAAGUUCCACGGAACAGGAGAUAAACUUAAGCAAUUUCUAUUCGAAUUCUAAUGCAGUAUCAACGAAUACUAUCAAUCAACGUAGAGGAUCGUUACAAUUAUGGCAGUUUCUAGUUGCGCUUUUAGAUGAACCAUCUGCGAGCUCGGGGUGCAUAGCGUGGACGGGACGUGGAAUGGAGUUCAAACUCAUCGAACCUGAGGAGGUAGCCCGAAGAUGGGGCCUACAGAAAAACCGUCCCGCCAUGAAUUACGACAAGCUAUCGCGCAGCCUGAGGUACUACUAUGAGAAGGGAAUAAUGCAAAAAGUUGCCGGAGAACGAUAUGUUUACAAAUUUGUUUGUGAUCCUGACGCGCUUUUUAACAUGGCCUACGGCCACUCCAACUUGCAUGAUAAUCAAAAUCAAAGUGGUUCAGGAUCUAAAGUUAACAAUUUUGGAAUCACAGACUUAGAAAAUACCCAGAACCUAAUUGAUAAUGUUACUACUGCAGGAAAAGUGAAUCCUAAUGCGUCCUACUAUAAUCCAACGUUCGAGAAUAAUAAUUUAAAGUAA